Molecule: messenger RNA, 662 nt
Organism: Aphanomyces astaci
Lineage: Eukaryota; Oomycota; Saprolegniomycetes; Saprolegniales; Verrucalvaceae
Exons: 3
Coding region: 64-528 (154 amino acids)
Source: RefSeq, a predicted model, not a curated record
AUUAUGGAUACCGGAUAGCAACUUGAGGGUCAGUAUCCACGAACCCGUUUCCGCUGAAGCACAAUGGAGGCCGGGGAUAUCGUAGCAUUCGCAACUACACUUCCAGCAGUAGCUUGUGUCGUCGCCUUUGUCGGACACGAUGGUAGAUCACACAAGAAGCCACGGAUGAAUGUUUACUCCAUUCGAAACAACGUCUGGGAAGGCGUCGAAGCCUGCCCAGGAGUUGGGUGGUACAAGCGCAACUUGCGUGUCAGCAGGUGCACAUUUGACCAAAUUGUGUAUCGUCUCCAAGUUUUCGCGCACGAUCAAGGUCAUCGCUUACCAGCUAUGAACGCCUUUGUCGACAUGCGGAUAAGGGUGGCCAUGACACACAGCUACUUGUCUCAAGAAGGGGGAUUCGCGGUAACGGCAGCGUUGUUCGGGGUCGCAAACGCCACGACAAUUAUCAACGUGAAUGAGGUCAUGGAUCUUAUUAUUGCGUUAAGUUCGUCCGCUAUUCGACUCCCCCAGGUGAACAACAAUGGAUAGCCAAUGCUGCAAAAUUCGAGCGCAGAGCUGGAUUCCCCAACAUCGGCGGGGCAGUUGAUGGUUCUAUUUUUAGAAUGGAAAAGCCGUAUGAAUAUGACGGGUAAUACUUGAAUGCAUUAAUACUUAAACAGAUG